Messenger RNA from Culex quinquefasciatus (southern house mosquito), 3021 nucleotides. It is a transcript of the gene Trf2, whose product is annotated as TATA-box-binding protein. Gene Ontology annotation, molecular function: DNA binding; general transcription initiation factor activity. Lineage: Eukaryota; Metazoa; Arthropoda; Insecta; Diptera; Culicidae. Gene Ontology annotation, biological process: DNA-templated transcription initiation. Bases 1079 to 2764 code for a protein of 561 amino acids. The transcript has 4 exons. The record is from RefSeq and is a predicted model, not a curated record.
CUGCUGACAGCAGAGCCCCCAGUUGCGAUCGCAGCAAGCUGGUCGACCUGUGUGUGCGAGCGAUUUUUCCUUUUCAUUCGUUUUUUCAAAAAUGGCCGAGUAGGACGUAGUUUUUAACCCCUCAGUGCAGUGCUCUCUUCGUCUUCAUGCUCUGUGUGUGCGCUGGUUUUUCCCCCUGAAGAUCCCAGAAGAAGAAAAUUCGAAGGCCAAGAACCCCCAGAGCGUGCGUGUGCGUGUCCGCUCCGCUGGAACCGAAAAGAUCCGUCACCGUCGUCGUCGCGUUCCGUCGCGCAAGGCCUACUUUGCUGCGGAAGAAGCAAGGGGUUGGGUUAGCAAGGAAGCGAAGGAAAGGGGAGGAACGUGUCCGGGUGGCCGCGGAACGGGAAUUCCGGGGUCUGAUUCCACGGGUUGUCCACGGUGGAUUUUUGGUGCCUUGCCCGGAAGUGGGGUCCGUGUGCGUGCGUGUGUUGGAGUGUGGUGCGCGAUAACACCUCGCGACUCCCGUCACAGAAAUCGAAGCAACCCGCGCGGAAAGGUCCUGCCUGCGCGUCCAGUCUGAAGAAAGGAAAAGUCAAAAGUUCGGGGAAGAAAAAAGGUUUAAAGUUUUAAACAAGGCGAAAAUCAAUUCCGUUCUGCUGCGAAGUUGCGGGCCGAGGUUAAUUUUUGCUUCAUUUGGCAGAAAGCAAAAAGAGUGUGUGCUGUGCUGCCUUUGCCACUGCUGCUGCUGUGUGCGCGUGUGUGUGUGAGAGAGAUAGUGUGCGCGAUAUUUUCCUCAAAGGGGAAAAAUAGCAGCAAAUCCAACAACAACAACAAAAAGAGGUCCCCCCCGAAAUUGUUCCGGAAGUUGCCUUAAAAGUUCCUCAGCAGCGCGAGAACCAGUUCCGGAGAGAGUGUGUACUUGCUAGGGCUAGUCUGGCCAUCCGAAGAUAGUAACCAGAUGAGACCAAUCUAAACAGAGCCCCCCAAGUGUGUGUGUGUGACUUAGUGACCAACCAACCAACCAACAAGAAGGGAACAAGAAGAACUCUGACCAAGUGGCUAGCGUGUGUUGUGAGUGAGAACGUAACGAACGCAAUUUAUGUAUUGCAGUAACCAGAGUAGUAUGGCUACUCUGUUACAGCAGAAGAGUUUUAUGAAAAAUCUGACCAAUGGAGCAAACAACGUGGUGGUCGUGAAUGGCACCGACGACAGCGCAACGACAAAUCCGGCGGUCGCGACCGUGGCAUCCGGCGGUUCGGUGGCCUCCCGGAUGUUGCUGCCCCACGAAACGAUGACGAUGCUGAGCCCGGCCGGCAGCACCACGCUCAUCCACCAGCAGCCGCUGAUCCACCAGCAAACCGUGCCGGUCACCACGGCGGCCAGCUUCAACAGCCAGUUCAUCAACCAUCUCCAGAGCAAUCACCAUUUGGCGUUUGGUGGCAGCAGCACGACCGUCGCGAACCCGACCACGUCCAUCCAGAGUCAGUUCCACAAUGCCUACGUCGACGUGAACUCAAUCUUCAACCGCUCGACGUCGGCGGCCACCACCAUCAGCAAUAGCAGCUCGUCCUUUGCGAUGGCCUCACCUCAUCACCACCACCUGCCACAUCUAGUAAGUAACGCUAGUUCCUUAGUGUACGCCAACGGGACCACCCAUCCGGCAGCGGCGGCGGCGUCCAAACACCACCACCACCAUCACCAACAACAGACUGUUCCCGAGAGCCAGACUGCCAACAGUGCGACCUCCGGCGGCGACGCCGUCAAGUCGGAACCCUCCGACGGCGACUCACGUCUGGCGAAUCAACAAACACCCGCCACUGCCACUGCCACCGAGGACGACGACAAGACCGCCGUCGAGCCGGUCGAGUGCAAGGACGAGGAGCCCGAGCCGGAGAUUGACAUCGUCAUCAACAACGUGGUGUGCUCGUUCAGCGUCCGCUGCCAUCUGAACCUGCGCGACAUCGCCCAGAAGGGCUUCAACGUGGAGUUUCGGCGCGAGAACGGCAUGGUCACGAUGAAGCUGCGCCGCCCGUACACGACCGCGUCGAUCUGGUCGUCGGGGAAAAUCACCUGCACCGGGGCCACGUCCGAGGAUUCGGCGAAGGUGGCGGCCCGGCGCUACUCGCGGUGCCUUCAGAAGCUCGGCUUCAACGUGCGGUUUCGGAACUUCCGGAUCGUGAACGUGCUCGGUACGUGCAGCAUGCCCUGGGGCAUUAUGAUCGUCAACUUUAGCGAAAAGUACAAGAAGGACGCCAGUUACGAGCCGGAGCUGCACCCGGGCGUCACGUACAAGCUGUACAACCCGAAGGCCACGCUGAAGAUCUUCUCGACCGGGAGCAUCACGGUGACGGCGGCCAGCGUCGCGUUCGUGCAGAGCGCCAUCGAGCACAUCUUCCCGCUGGUGUACGAGUUCCGGAAGAAGCGCACCCCGGCGGAGAAGAUCGAGCUGCUGAAGCCGCCGGAGUUUGACCCGGAGGCGCUGAUCGAGGAGGAAUGUGAUAUCACCGAUGCCACGUCGGCCGCGUCGUUCGUCGGCGCCACGGUAGCAGGAGGAGAGGUAGGAGACGACGAGGACUGUUUUGACGGCAGCACCGGCACCGACACCAAAGCAAUAAACCACCACGCCCGGCGAAGCAACCGGAAGUGCGCGUCCCGGUACAGCAGCACCCGCGUUGGCCGGAGACGCCCCGCCGGCAAGGCGGACAACGAUCCCACCGAGGACGCGAUGUACGUGUCCGACGACGAUGACGACGACGAGGACGAUGACAUGAUCGAGAGCGAUUAGAGCGGGGUUACAAAUGUAGAAAGAGAGAAUGAGACGGCCUGUGCCUCUAGCGGAAGUGAAGGGAGGUUCUUUACUAAUAGUUUCGUUCCGUUUUACUGCUUUACGAUCCUUCUUCCAUGCGAUUCUAUUCCGGAGAUUUUUUUUCCGGAGUUCUCAACUCCAAAGCUCGAGAACUCGAUUGGGAACCUAGAAAUGUGUUUUGUUUAUUUUUUUUCCUGAAAAUAUAACCAAUAAAAUGAUUCCAUUUACUCGACGAA